Molecule: messenger RNA, 864 nt
Organism: Drosophila novamexicana
Lineage: Eukaryota; Metazoa; Arthropoda; Insecta; Diptera; Drosophilidae
Gene: Vajk3
Product: MAGE-like protein 2
Exons: 2
Coding region: 1-864 (287 amino acids)
Source: RefSeq, a predicted model, not a curated record
AUGAAAGUAUUCUUCUGCCUAGCCGCUUUGCUGGUGGCUACCGCCUGCGCCUCCGAUGAGGUGCCAUUGGAGAAGAAACUGGACAAACGCGGUCUGCUCGAUCUGGGCUAUGGAUAUGGUCAUGCUGGUCUGGAUGUUGGCCACAUCGGUCACGGUUCCCUUGGUCACGGUGCCAGCUAUGGCCUGAGCUCCUAUGGACACUCUGCACCCGCCGCCAUUGCCGUUGGACACAGCGGUGGUGGCAUCUCUUAUGGACACGGUGGUGGUGGCAUCUCUUAUGGCCACAGCGGACCAGCCGUUGCAGUACAAACGCAUGCCGUGCCCGCUCCCUAUGUGAUCAGCAAACAGGCUGAGCUGCACAAGACCAUCAUUGUGACCAAGGGUGUGCCCGUGCCCGUGCAUGUUGACCGCCCCUAUCCAGUUGUGCAUGAGAAGCGUGUGCCCGUUGAGGUUAAGGUGCCCGUGCCACAGCCCUACGAAGUCAUCAAGAAGGUUGCCGUCCCCGUCAAGGAGUACGUGAAGGUGCCCGUCCCAGUGCCACAGCCCUACGAGGUUAUCCGUCACGAGAAGGUGCCCAUCCAUGUGCCCGUCGAUCGUCCAGUGCCCGUUGAGGUGCCCAAGCCCUACCCCGUGCCCGUCGAGAAGCCAUACCCUGUCUACGUGGAGAAGAUCCAGAAGGUGCCCGUGCAUGUGCCAGUCGAUCGCCCCUACCCCGUCUACGUGAAGGAGCCCCAUUACUCGCACUCCGUUGUGAAGCACGCCCCCACCUAUGCCGUCAGCAAAUUCCCGAUCACCGGCUACCCAAUCAGCGGUGCGGGUCAUGAUGCCAGCGUUUACGCCGAUCAUUCUGGCUACCACAAGUAG